AUGAAUAGGUACAAGUUCUACAACCGUUCGCAAGGUCAUUCAGAAAGUUCGGAGAAUUUUGUUUUAGCCGUAAAGCUUCUUGCGGAGAACUGUAACUUUAGAGAUUUUAAGGAUGAAGCUGUAAGAGACAAGUUGAUUCUCGGGUUACGUGAUAAAAUUUUACAACAAAAACUACUCAUGGAAGAUGAUAUAGCAUUGGACGCGGUUGAGAAGACUAUUAUUAGUAGUGAAUUGGCAGGUAAAAGAGCUAAGGAAAUGAAUGAACAAGGUGAAAUAGAAGUGUUAUCAAUAAAACAUCGGCUCGGCAGGAAGCGUGAAGAAUUCCGUGGCAAACGUUACGAACAUGGUGGAAGGUUUCGUUCACGUAGUAUUAGUAGUGAUCGUAACAAUAGCAAAGAGAGAAAUGCUUAUCAAUUGAAGCGUGAUGCAAAACAGUGGGGUUCCCACAACAACGCGGUAUGCAAUUUAUGUAAAAGACGCGGCCAUAUCAGGAAGAAUUGUUGGUUUUUGAGCAAGAAGAACACUGUUAAAUUCGUAGAACAGGAGAAGGAAGCUCAGCCUGUAGUAGUGGAUAAAUUUAACAGAAUGAACUUGCAAGACUCGAGCGAUGAAUCGGAUAUCAAUUGCAUGAAAAUUUCAGGACCAAAUACAGAUAGUGGAGCAUGCCUAGUUGAAGUUCUGGUUAAUAACAAGAAACUAACAAUGGAAAUAGACACAGGUUCCGCUGUGACAGUUAUUAGCGAGUUUAUCUACAAGAAAUUAUUCAAUUCGAUUCCGCUUACUAGUUGUCAUAAAAAGCUCGUGGUAGUCAACGGUACUAAAUUAGACGUAGUUGGGCAAAUAGUAGCAGAUAUUUUACUAAAUGAGCGAAAAAUUACGGGCAAACUAAUUGUGCUAAAAACACACAGUGAAUUUAGGCCGCUGCUGGGAAGAGAUUUGAUGACAACAUUUUACCCAAAAUGGAAAAACGCGUUUAUUGAACCGAUUGAUAUUAAAAAAAUGGAUAUUGACAAGAAGCAUGACGAAGCAAUAAGAUUUGAAGCGGAUUUGGUGUUCACUUCAGAUCGGCCUAUUUUUCGAAAACCUUAUCAGGUACCUUAUAAAAUUAAAGAAAAAUUUUUGAAACAUUUGGAUGAUUUGGAGAAGCAAGAUAUAAUUACACCGAUCCAAGCGAGCGCAUCUUCGAGCGCUGCUGUGUUCCAGCAGGUUAUGGACCAAGUCCUCAAAGGACUAGACAAUAAUGCUUUAGGAUCACAUGUGCUAACGGCUCAUAGACACCAGCUGAAGUGUUUGGAACAACCGAAACGAAUAACAACACUGAUGGCUAUACCGUCGCAGCCAAGACGACGUGGUUCUGUGGAUACUGAAGAUGAUUUCUUCGGAUUUCCGGAUGAAGGCAGUAACUGGACGAUCGGUCCAAAAAUAAAGGGCGUUGAGAGUGUUUCCGACUAG
Molecule: messenger RNA, 1452 nt
Organism: Armigeres subalbatus
Lineage: Eukaryota; Metazoa; Arthropoda; Insecta; Diptera; Culicidae
Exons: 4
Coding region: 1-1452 (483 amino acids)
Biological process (GO): proteolysis
Molecular function (GO): aspartic-type endopeptidase activity
Source: RefSeq, a predicted model, not a curated record